AUGUUUAAAGCCGAUAAAAGAGAAGACAUUGUACUAAUAGCAUCAGAACCUUUGACAUUUGAGAAGGCGGAUUGGUUAACCAUACCAUCAAAUACUUGUAUAGUUAUCACUCCUAAAUUAAAUGUUUUGCUAUAUCCUAUCAAAGAUCAAUUCUACACUCUCGACAGAUCAAAAAGAAAAUCAAUCAAUCAAUCUUCUUAA
Molecule: messenger RNA, 201 nt
Organism: Entrophospora sp. SA101
Lineage: Eukaryota; Fungi; Glomeromycota; Glomeromycetes; Entrophosporales; Entrophosporaceae
Source: the annotation of a GenBank genome assembly